GCUGCUAAUGAACGUUUGACUGUUACAGAUGAUUUUCGACCCUACUAUGAGCAAGAAGAAGAAGAAAAAGAAGAAGCCCUUCAUGUUGGAUGAAGAAGGAGGGGAUACACAAGCAGAAGAGACUCAGCAAUCAGAAACAAAAGAAGUUGAACCAGAGCCAGCAGAGGACAAAGAUGUGGAAGCAGAUGAAGAAGACAGCAGGAAGAAAGAUGCAACAGAUGACCUGGAUGAUUUAAACUUCUUCAAUCAAAAGAAAAAGAAGAAAAAAGCAAAAAAGAUAUUUGAUAUAGAUGAAGCAGAAGAAGGCGUAAAGGACUUAAAAAUUGAGGGAGAUGUGCCAGAGGCAGUAGAACCCGAAGAUGACCUUGAUAUCAUGCUGGGCAAUAGAAAGAAGAAGAAGAAGUUUGUAAAGUUUCCAGAUGAAGAUGAAAUAAUGGAGAAGGAUGAAGCUUUUGAGGAUGAAGAUAGCAAAAAAGAUGACGGAAUUUCUUUUAGCCUUCAGUCAGGACCUGCGUGGGCAGGCUCAGAAAGGGACUACACAUAUGAUGAGUUGCUCAAUAGAGUAUUUAACAUCAUGCGGGAAAAGAAUCCAGAUAUGGUAGCUGGAGAAAAAAGAAAAUUUGUCAUGAAGCCUCCACAGGUUGUAAGAGUAGGGACCAAGAAAACAUCUUUUGUCAACUUUACAGAUAUCUGCAAAUUAUUACAUCGUCAGCCAAAACAUCUCCUGGCAUUUUUGUUGGCAGAAUUGGGUACAAGUGGCUCGAUAGAUGGUAACAACCAACUUGUAAUCAAAGGAAGAUUCCAGCAAAAACAGAUAGAAAACGUCUUGAGAAGAUAUAUCAAGGAGUAUGUCACCUGUCAUACGUGUCGGUCACCAGACACAAUUCUACAGAAGGACACCAGAUUAUAUUUCUUGCAGUGUGAGACCUGCCACUCUCGCUGCUCUGUCGCCAGCAUCAAAACUGGUUUCCAGGCUGUCACAGGCAAGAGAGCACAGCUCCGUGCCAAAGCUAACUAGUUGGCUAAUCAACACUGGAUUUUGCAAAGUGUUCUGGGGAGAUAUGACUGGACAGGUUUACAAUCAGAAUGGAUUUACCAUUAUAUUAAAACAAGAUUGUAAAAACUACAAGAAAUUUGGCUUUUGAUUGAUUGGUCUGUGAAAUCCUUGCAAGAUGCAGAUCCUCAAGCUGUUCACAUACAUUUGCUCAUUGAAUAUGUUUUACCAACUAUAAAGGAACGUGAUGGGAAAGGAGGUGCUUUUUAAUCCAUUCAGACUUCUGUAAAACAUGAGAUAAAUUAAAGAUACUAUAACAGUGAGUUUCUUUUGAUUUGAAUUUUUCCUUCAGUUUCCUCUGUAAACAGUUCAUGGGAAUGUUUGGUGUGUUGUUCUGCAGAUCAUGCAACUGAACUGUGUCCAAAGACCCAGAAUAAAGUUUUAAGAUAAAGGUUAUUUUGCUUCUGCAUAACAAGCUUAUUUUAGGGAGGUUAUCACUAAACAGAGAAAUCGGUUACAAAACAAGGAUAUCAUACCAACAUGAGAACUGCUCAUGCUGCUUUAGCCACGUUAGUAUAAGAAUGCAUUUUGCACAGAAAGUGGCAUCAGGACAUAUUGACACUGCUUAAUUAUGGAGAACAUAACUCUGAGGUAGUUCAGACACCAUACUGAUGCUGAAUUUUAACAUAGAAUUAAUAAACCAUACUGUAAACUUGCAUAGUAUCAUAGUACUAAAUUUUGCAGUUUCUUACAGAGAAGUUUUAUAUUUCUUAAUUCCUGUACUUUUCACCACUUUUAAAAAGAAUUAAUUAAAUCCAGCAAAAAAUGAAAAGGAUACAGGUGACAUCAUUAUGUGGUGGUUCUAAUGCACUGUCUUAUAUCAAUUUGGAAUUUACAGAAGAUGCUGCCAAGUAGUUUGAGUUCCACAUCAACACAUUGAUGCUUCUUGAUACAAAACGUGCACUUUCUACUAGCGGUCAGUAUCAGUAGUCUCUAGGGGACACGCAUAGUGCUGUCCUAACUAGCUUUUAAAGUGCUUUAGAACUUUUGUUCCAGCUGCAGAGUACGAAGAUGGACAUGGGGAGUGUACUCUCUCUGGAGUACUAUAUUGGGAGAGAGAAGAAAGUUUUCAUUUAAUCAGUCUCCAAAAUGGCCCAGGGUCAGCAUGAGGUGUAGUACCUUGGGAGCCAUGGCACCCAUCCCUGCAGGUAACCAGAGUAGCCUAUUCACAGGAGAAACUGGUGGUUGUUCGGAGCUUGCUUCAUCUAAUAUCAGAAACUGAUGGCUUUCUAUUGAAUUUUAAUCUCUAUUUGUAUGUCUGUUAAUACAGAACGUGGUUUUGCUGGGAAGUCACUUAUUUGCUAUUUGAAAACUUGACAGCACUGUAAGGUUAAAGUCAAGGUUUUAUAGUUGGUUUCUCUAAAGCAUUUUGAAUUUCAAGUGAGCUAUAACAAAUGUUGGAUGUAUCUUUUAAGUGAAUAAAGCCAGGAUCAGUGCCUCUUGUAACAUUA
Molecule: messenger RNA, 2505 nt
Organism: Struthio camelus australis
Lineage: Eukaryota; Metazoa; Chordata; Aves; Struthioniformes; Struthionidae
Source: RefSeq, a predicted model, not a curated record